Cuscuta epithymum is the source of this 3007-nucleotide messenger RNA. The record is from the annotation of a GenBank genome assembly. Lineage: Eukaryota; Viridiplantae; Streptophyta; Magnoliopsida; Solanales; Convolvulaceae.
AAAAAAACGUGGAAGGUAAAAAACAAUAGUUUACCCAACACUUCUUCGAGCCUUUUGAUACUCGUUUGGUCAUAAAUAUGGCUCUAUUCAUCCCAGUUGUACGUGCUAUAUACAUUCACUUAGGAUGAUAAUGGUAGAAACCCAGUAAUCCUUGACGGGUGGAAUGACUGAAACGGGAGAAAUAGAAGAGAGUGUGGUGGUGGGUCUACUGAGGAGGACUGGUACUGGAGGUAGCAGCACCGGGGAGUCAAGGAGGUGGGUGGAUGGAAGCGAGGUGGACUCGGAGUCAACUCCAUGGUCAAUACAUGGAGACGAUGAGAUCCGAGAAGGGUAUGGAUCUAUUAGGAGGAGGCUUGCCAAGAAGCCCAAGAGAGUCAAUUCCUUUGACGUUGAAGCCUUGGAGAUUGCUGGGGGUGGUCAUACCGCCCAUAACAAGGAUCUUCCACUCUUGGCGACUCUUUCUCUAGCAUUUCAAACACUUGGUGUAGUGUAUGGUGAUGUGGGAACCAGCCCUUUGUAUGUUUUUGCUGAUGUAUUCAGUAAGGUGACCAUAGAUUCAGAAAUUGAUAUCUUGGGGGCAUUGUCGAUAGUGAUAUAUACAAUCGCUCUCAUUCCUCUCAUGAAGUAUGUGUUCAUUGUAUUGAAGGCCAAUGACAAUGGAGAAGGAGGAACAUUUGCUCUGUAUUCGUUGAUCUGCAGGUAUGCAAAUGUUAGCCUUCUCCCAAAUCGCCAGCCAGCUGAUGAGUAUAUCUCCAGUUUUAAGCUCAAAAUUCCCACACCAGAACUACAAAGGGCUUUACAUAUAAAAGACUUACUGGAACGUAAAUCCAGUUUGAAGACCAUGCUCUUGCUUUUGGUUCUCAUGGGAACAUCAAUGAUCAUAGGGGAUGGCAUCUUGACGCCAGCAAUGUCAGUGGUGUCCGCUGUGAGUGGUCUAGAGGGUAAGAUAUCUUGGUUCGGAACAAAUGCUCUUGUUAUUACUUCAGUGGUCAUCCUUGGUGCAUUAUUCAGCAUACAGCGGUUAGGGUCAAGUAAAGUGGGCUUCACAUUCGCUCCUGCCCUAGCAAUCUGGUUCAUAAGUUUGGGAUCUAUUGGAAUGUACAACCUGUUUAAGUAUGAUGUUUCUGUGGUAAGGGCAUUGAAUCCGGCUUAUAUCUAUCUUUUCUUCUCCAAGAAUUCCACCCAGGCAUGGUCAGCUCUCGGUGGCUGUGUUUUAUGCAUCACUGGAGCUGAAGCAAUGUUUGCUGAUUUAGGUCAUUUCUCUGUGAGGUCUAUACAGAUUGCCUUUACUGGCGCGGUCUUCCCCUGCCUUCUCUUAGCAUACUUUGGCCAAGCUGCAUAUCUCAUGAAACAUCCUAAUUCCGCCAGCACAAUAUUCUAUUCCUCUGUGCCUGAUGGGCUUUUCUGGCCAAUUUUUGUGAUAGCCACAGUUGCUGCUAUCAUUGCUAGCCAGGCCAUGAUAUCUGCUUCAUUUUCAUGUGUUAAGCAAGCCAUGGCUCUUGGAUGCUUCCCACGACUGAAGGUCGUACACACCUCAAAGAGGCACAUGGGUCAGAUUUAUAUUCCUGUAGUUAAUUGGUUUUUGAUGAUCAUGUGCAUGGCUGUAGUAGCUGCUUUUAGAAGCACAACAAGCAUAGCGAAUGCAUACGGUAUAGCUGAAGUUGGCGUCAUGUUGGUUAGCACCAUCAUGGUCACACUUGUGAUGCUUUUGAUAUGGAGAACAAAUUUAUACCUAGCUUUAUGCUUCCCUCUGGUAUUUGGCUCAAUAGAGCUUUUGUAUUUGUCUGCUGUCCUAUCAAAAAUCUUGGAAGGUGGCUGGCUUCCACUUGUAUUUGCUACCUUGUUCCUCUCUAUGAUGUAUGUGUGGAACUAUGGAAGCGUGUUGAAGUACCAGGUUGAGGUCAAGCAGAAGAUCUCAAUGGAUUUCUUGUACGAUCUGGGCUCCACACUUGGAACUGUAAGGGUCCCGGGCAUAGGAUUACUCUACAAUGAGCUCGUCCAGGGCAUUCCCUCAGUUUUCAUCCAGUUUCUUCUCGACCUUCCAGCCAUUCACUCGAUCCUAGUCUUUGUUUGCAUAAAAUAUGUGCCUGUGCCUGUUGUUCCUCAGGAAGAGCGGUUCUUGUUCCGAAGAGUGGGCCCCAAUGACUAUCAUAUGUUCCGCUGUGUUGCCAGGUACGGUUACAAAGACGUCAGGAAAGAAAACCAUCAAGCGUUUGAGCAACUUCUGCUGGAUAGCCUUGAGAAGUUUUUGAGGAAAGAGGCCCAAGAGCUUGCCCUCGAGACUGUCAGUCUAACAAACCAGACUGAUGACGUGUCAGUGAAGUCAAGGGAGACCGAGUCUUCUGUAGAAGACAACAACGGGAUGGAGGAUCUCAGGGUUCCAUUGAUGAUGCAGGAUCAUCAUAAUAGAUGGGAAGGAACAGGGAACCCUCUAUUGCCGGCUAGUGUGAUGUCAGGAGAAGAAGAUCCUGGGUUGGAGUACGAGCUGUCGGCUCUACGGGAAGCCACCGAAUCGGGAUUUACCUACCUGCUCGGGCAUGCGGAUGUGAGGGCCAAGAAAAGCUCUUGGUUCAUCAAGAAACUAGCAAUCAAUUAUUUUUACUCAUUUAUGAGGAGCAACUGCAGAGGUGGGGCAGCGACAUUGCGGGUCCCUCACAUGAACAUUAUCCAAGUUGGGAAGACAUACAUGGUUUGAUUUUGGUUCAUCACGGUCUACCUGUGUGUUGUUGUUGUAGUUGUUAUAUCAAUUGGCAACUAGGAUGGCGGUUGUUCUGGUUAUUUCUGAUGGUGCUUUGCAACCUCAUAGCUCAUACUCAUUAGAGGUCAGCAUUGCAUCUUACAGAGGCAGAAUGAAAUGUUUAGUGCCCAACAUUGUAGUAAGGGUAAUUGUAUGCAGUAUCGUGUAAUUGUUGUGAACCUUGUAAACUUUUAUAAUUGAAAUAAAAAUUGGUUCACAGUUAUAAUUGGUACAAUUUCUGUUUUGAAAAUUCUAGAAACCAAAAAAUCA